AUGAAUUUUAUCACUUUAAGAUUCAAUAAUUCAGAAUUUGAGCAUCGAUAUUCCUCAUAAAGAAAGAGUCUUUAAAAAUAAAGCUAAACUGUUUACAGGCUUUUUCUCAUAAUUUUGAUAUCGUUAGAAAUCCUUGGGAAUAUUGUAUAAAAAUUAUGGUUUGAAACUAUUUUAAAUUUGUUCGCCCUUUUGAUUAUGUUGCUUGGCUAUAUUUUUAAGUAAUAAUUGGCCUCCUUAAAUAAUACUUUAACAUUAAUAGCCAUUUUAAUUUAUAAUAUUCAACAUCCAAUUAAAUAUGGAUUCUUAAAACAAUCCAGUGACAAGGAAAUACUACAAGGCUAUUUCAUUUGUUUAGGAACUCUAGGUAUAAUCUCCCAAUGGAGUUAUUUAAUUAAAACCUUUAUUACAAUCGUUGUACUCAUUCUGAAUAUCACGAGUAUUUGCUAAGAUUCUGACCAUUGGAGACAAGUCUUAAUAUUUACUUUUUCUAGCAUAAUAGCAAUAUACAGCUUUUACACUAAUGAAUAGUAAACUAGAAUUUCCUUUAUUAUAAUGAACAAUAAAGACAUUAUUGAAGAAAACCUUUAUAAAUAGAUUGAAAUUUAAUCAUAUAUUGUCCAUUUCAAUCUGAGGCAAAAUCAAUUUGAUUUAAUCAGAUAGAAUAGAGUCUCCUAAAUAACUGAAAAUAAACAACAAAAUUUCAUUAAUUUAAUUCGGAGUAUGAAAGUGAUUUUAUUCAGCUAACGGAGAAGAAAGUCUAUCAUACAAUCUUCGUAAAUGCUUAAUCCAACUAAUAAGCUUAAUUUAGAAUAGUUCCUAUUUUAUUUGUUUAUGAAUCAUGAGAAGAUGCAAGAAAUAACAAAGAAUUGUACUGUAGAUAAUUAAACUUAUGAGUUGAUAGGAUUAAUUGGAUUAGAUGUACAUCAUAUUAAAAUAAUUCGCACUGAAGAUACUAAGCCAUGUUUAAUAAUUUUAAUCAAAGAAAAUAGAAAAGAAUCAUAAAACAAAUCCUUAAAGUAUAAAUUGAAAAUAUCCAAUAAAUUGUUGAAUUAGGUUCAAGAAAGCAUUUAAUCUAGAAUCAGGGUAUGCUUAAUUUACCUCAAAUAAAUUUUAUCAUCAGAGAUGUUGAAGAAUGCAUAAUUAAUGUCUGAUAAUAAAAAAAUUAUAUUAUUUUUGAAUAGUUAAAUUACAAAAACCUACACUGACAUUAAUAAUAUUUAAGAUUUUGCAAACUUGAAUUCUAAAUUCACCAAAGUUGUUCUAAAUCACUUCGAUUUAUCCAAUUGUAUUUAAGAAUGUAUAUCAAUCUUCAAUGUGCUUUUCCCUAAAACUCAUGAAAAAAAAAUCAAAUUUAUUUCUCAUUUGACGGACAAUCGAAUAUAUACUGAUUAAAAGAAACUUAAGCAGUUACUUUUUAAUUGCUUGUUCUUCAUUUUCUAAAGUACAGAACAUAUUACAAUUGAACUAAAGGAUGAGGAAAGCAAAGAUGAUUUAAGUUAAAAAUUCAUAAAAUUUGACAUUAUUUACUCUGGAUCAAUUUUUACUGCUGAAAAGAUAAGCAAAUUACCUAUUUUAAAUCCCUAAAGCUUAGAAGAAUUGCGACACAAUAGUUAUUAGUAAUUAAAUUUAGAAAUUCCUAUUGCUUUAAUGAUAAUCAGACAAAUUGGACCUUAUAAGUAGAUGUAAUUUAAAUAGAAUGCUGUUUAGAAAUAAAAUAUGCUCUCAUUUUAUGUAUUUAAAUCUCUUGAAGAUUUUCAUUUGAUUCCAAUAAUAUCAUUGCAUCCUUCAGAUAAUUUGAUAACAAAUUAAAAACUUUUUAAGAAGUCCUCAUAUGUUAAUAGAAUAGAAAAAUAAAAAUAUUAUCCAACUGAAGAACCUCAUUUAGAAACAUUUCGUUAAAUAAGCGAGUAAAUGAUCUCAAAAUUUUGA
This is a messenger RNA of Paramecium tetraurelia, 1929 nucleotides long. RefSeq lists its product as uncharacterized. The record is from RefSeq and is a predicted model, not a curated record. The transcript has 2 exons. NCBI's taxonomy places the organism in Eukaryota, Ciliophora, Oligohymenophorea, Peniculida, Parameciidae.